UCUCUCUCUCUCUCUCUCUUGCACACACACACAGCACUUGAGUUCUCAUUCGCCUGUGAUUCUCGUCCUUUUUAGCGCCCCGCCUCUAUAAAAACCUCGUCACUGCAACUUCAAUUCCAAAUGCUUUCUCAAACUCGUUUUCUCUCUCUAAAUUACCUCAAUCCCACACGCCUUUGGCUUUCUCCAAACCCUUCGUUCUCUCGAACAAACAACUUGAAUCUCCCAAUCUCUCAAAUCAAUAAUCGAACAUUUACAUUCACUUCGACGAUGACUUCGAACUGCACACUCUCAAAUCAUAUCGGAACCGUUAACUUAGGGUUAAAUGAUUCCGAACUCGAAAGGUUCGCCGAAGUCGGUAACGAACUCGCCGACGCCGCUGGUGAAGUGAUUCGCAAGUAUUUCCGGAAAAGCUUCGACAUUGUUGACAAAGAAGAUUUGAGUCCAGUGACGAUUGCUGAUCAAGCAGCAGAGGAAUCUAUGGUUUCGAUUAUACAAAAAAGUUUUCCUUCUCAUGCAAUCUACGGAGAGGAAAAUGGUUGGAGGUGUGAAGAGAAGUUUGCAGAAUAUGUUUGGGUAUUAGAUCCAAUAGAUGGGACAAAGAGCUUUAUUACUGGGAAGCCCUUGUUUGGCACUCUCAUAGCUCUGUUGCACAAAGGCAAGCUGAUUCUUGGCAUAAUUGAUCAACCUGUUUUAAGAGAAAGAUGGAUUGGGAUAAGUGGGAGGAGAACUACGUUGAAUGGACAAGAAGUUGCCACACGCAAUUGUGCAAAACUUUCGCAGGCCUAUCUGUAUACCACUAGUCCACAUCUGUUCAGUGGAGAGGCUGAAGUAGCAUUUGCUCGAGUUAGAAGUAAGGUAAAAGUGCCACUAUAUGGCUGUGACUGUUAUGCCUAUGCCCUUUUGGCAUCUGGUUAUGUGGAUCUUGUAAUUGAGUCUGGUCUUAAGCCAUACGAUUUCCUUUCACUGAUACCCGUCAUAGAAGGUGCUGGUGGAGUUAUAACUGAUUGGAAAGGACAACAACUCACAUGGGAGGCUUCCUCAAUUUCACAUGCAUCAAGUUUUAAUGUUGUGGCGGCCGGUGACAAACAGCUCCACCUUCAAGCUCUAGAUGCAUUACAGUGGCAGUAAUAUCAUUAUCAGCAUCGGACUCCGUUCGGUGAAGCUGGUGCAAUGCUGCAACAGCCCUUAUGUUGGGCCUCAGAUCUUUAUAUAGAUGGCCUAUCCAGAUUAGAUAGAUGGACCCACUGAACACAAAUCUAAUAAUUUACCUAGAACUUGAUUUUGUAUUAUCUAUAAGAUAUUUAAAAGGAGCAAAUAUCUGGCACUUUUUAUUGAGUUCUUUAAUGCAGUUAUGUGCAAGUGUAAACUCCCUCGUUUAUUUAUUCUUGCUAGUAUGUUUACAUACCUGAAUAUCUGAUUUGAUGGCAACAAGUCUCAUGAAUUCUCUUCUAAACAAAGUUAAAAAAAAAAUAGAGGAAGCAAGUAAAUUUGAUACCAAAUUGCUUGAACAAAGUAAAUGCUCGUACAUGUUAUGCCAUUCAACAUUAAGGAUAAAAUUCACACAACCCAUUUAAGCCUCUUGUUAUGCCUCACUUCACGAACGAAACAAAGCUGCUGCCAGCCACUUAAACCUAAAGAACAGAAACAGUUUUUAAGUUCUAUCCCGAAGUAAGCCUUUUUCACAGUUAUCCAGUGAGAACAAAUUUAAGAAUUCGAUCCAAAUUUAAAAAUAAAUGUGGCGAGAGUGUUAUACGCUGGCACAUUUACCGGUUCUGAGUUGCACCGACAGUUGCCUCAUGCCAGAACAAACAAGAUCUUAAUCCUUCCCAAAAUCAGCA
Molecule: messenger RNA, 1838 nt
Organism: Ilex paraguariensis (yerba mate)
Lineage: Eukaryota; Viridiplantae; Streptophyta; Magnoliopsida; Aquifoliales; Aquifoliaceae
Source: the annotation of a GenBank genome assembly